This is a messenger RNA of Pseudonaja textilis, 1658 nucleotides long. NCBI's taxonomy places the organism in Eukaryota, Metazoa, Chordata, Lepidosauria, Squamata, Elapidae. The record is from RefSeq and is a predicted model, not a curated record.
AUGGGUCUCAUAGUUCUGGAUUAUACAAGAGUGCCAAGGCAGGAGAGUACAGACUUGGAGUGGCUGGUAAGACUUCGUUGCCCAAGAACUCAAAUGGAACAGUUGAUGCCAGAUCUGAAGCAAUCUUUUCCAGGAACUACUACUAAAUUUCUGAGUAAAUCACAGAGCAAAGUUUGCGGAGGAAGUCAAUCUGAAAAGACAAAAACUUCAGAGAGUUGGCUAACACAGAAGCAUCUGUCCAUUGCACAGGCUUUAGUUAAUGAAAGCCAAGAUGUUAUUGGUCCCAUUCAGUUGCUGCUGGAAAGAGAAAGCUGCUUUAUAAGGGAAGUAGACAGGUAUUUGAAGCACAAUGAUUUCUUAGCUCUAAGGAGAAGGGAAAUGCUGUACAAGAAAUGGUUUGAAAGUGUUUCAAGACCUCUGCUUCAGAAAAUUCAGGACAAAGUUGACAACCAGUCAAGCAAAGAAAUAGAAGAGAGGAAGCGAAAACAGCUCUCCCUUUAUCUAAACUAUUGUAAUGAGAAGGGAGGUGCAUUUUUAGAAAGUUAUAGUCCAUCAUCUUAUGAUCCUUUCUUCCUGAAGACUACUCCAGACUUGUGGAAGGCAUCAGUUCCUCCUUUACAUGAUCCCUUGUUAAAGGAAAUAGAAGGAAGAUACAUUGAAGCCAGCAUUAUGCAGCAGUGUGAAACAGGAAAAGUAUAUUCCUCUAAAGAUAUUCAUGAACUACACAAGACUGAGUUACCACCACUUCCUUUGGGUCGGCAGCUUAUAAAUCCCACAGAGUGGCUGAAAAUCCCAUUCCAGUAUAUGGAAAGUGAUGUCCGUAAAAAAUGCAGGCAAAAAAUGAGCACAACUAGAAACCAGAGUUCUAUGGAAUUCAACAGCUGGGGUGACUCGGCCUGGCCUCCACUGGAGAAGAGAUUCCCCUCUAUCAGGAAAUCAGAGUUCACUCAAAUGGCCAGUCUUUGGUCAAAACAAAUAUUUACUGGCACACCAGUUCGGAAACCAAAAAUAAAAUUUGCUUCCUAUUGAUCUUUCUUUGAAACUGAUUCCUUGUAAAGGGAUAAUGCCAACAUUUGGUGUAUAAAAGGAUGAUCCAAUUACUUAGAAGGAAUGAUUAGAAGCUUUUUCCGCAUCAGGGACUACUGAGAAGAGUAAAACACAGGCUACAGGGAUUUUAUGCUUAAAUGCUUAAAAUUGUGACUGCAUAUGACUGCUUUCAAAAGUAUUGCUAAACAGCUACUUCAUAUUUUCUUAUAGGGGGAAAAUCACAGAACUUGCUACAUAAGUACACUUUAUUUCAGAAGCGUAAGUGGAAUACGGGUAGACAGUGCUUCAGAUACAGAGAUAAAAAGAUGUUUUGGGGCACACAGGAAUAUGCUCUUAAAGGCAGCUGUGGUUUUUUUUGUGCAAGUGUGUGUGCUUGCUGUAGCUGCUGGGAAAAAUGCAUUUGGCUUAAGAAGUUGCAAUCAGAUGCUAGGUGAGUGCCUUCCAUGCUCCAAAGCAUCUUUUGGUCUUUAGAUCCAAGGCUCUGCUGACCUGAGUUGAAUUGUUCCAAAAGAUUGAACAACAGACUUUCAUAAAUUUAGCAGGAAUAUGGCUUUUCCUGUUUCCAUAAGAUAUUUUCCUAUUCAGAUACAAAGCAAAUUUAACAGCCUGUC